AUAAAACAUAUAAAUCUAUAGAGGUGAGUGAUGUGGAUAGAUUUAAUUCUUAAAAAUAAAAAAUAAAAAAUAAAAAAUAAAAAAAUAAUGUAUUAUCGAAUUGGACUACAUCUAUGGUACAAGGGGAACUAAAUUAGAAAUUUGACCUACUAAAAUAAAAAGGCGUGGACAAAAUUUAUAUUCCAUCGUGCCGUGUUUGAACGCUCCACCAUUUUGUCUGACAUAAUGUCAAACACAGCAAAAAAUUUCCACACGAUUCAUUGAACUUCAAAAUUUUCCUCUUAAUUUCUGUAUUUUAUUGAUCGCUCCCUCGAAAUUGAUAAAUUAAUCAAGCCAAGAAACAAUUUUCUACAUAUCUAAAUCGAAGCUCUGUGUAUAAAUUGAAAUUCUCACGGAUUCGAAACAAUACCGAUUCGAAGGUUGCAACAAUGGCGGACAAGUACGAGAAGGAAAAUUUGGCCGAAAAAUACCUAGAAGCGAGGCCGAGAUCUUACCCCGCCGGCUGGUACUCUAAACUCGCUGCUCUCACCGCCGGCCACUCCCUCGCCUGCGACUUCGGCACCGGCAACGGCCAAGCAGCUCUCGGCAUUGCAGAGCAUUACGAGAAAGUAAUCGGAAUCGAUGUAAGCAAAGCGCAAUUAGAAUGCGCAAUGAAGCACAAAAGAGUUCAAUACCUCCACUUACCAGCCUCGAUGAGCGAAGACGAGAUGGUGAAAUCAAUCGGCGCCGAGAACACCGUAGAUCUAAUCGUUUCCGCCGAAGCCGUGCACUGGUUCGAUCUGCCGAAAUUCUACGCCGUGGCCUCUCGUCUUCUCCGGAAACGCGGCGGAAUCAUCGCGGUUUGGGGAUAUUACUACAUAUCCUUGAACGAAGCGUUCGACGCUGCGAUGAUUCGAUUGACGGAAGCGACGCUGCCGUUUUGGGACGAGAAAGUGAAGGAAUACGUACUGAAAGGUUACAGAACGCUUCCGUUUCCGUUCGAGAGCGUGGGGAUAGGAUCGGAAGGGGCGCCGGAGGAAUUGGAGAUGGAGCAGGAAGUUUCGUUCGAAGGAUUGUUGAAGUAUUUGAAAUCGAUGGGGCCAGUGAUUGAGGCGAAGAAGAACGGCGUCCAUGUGAUGUGUGAAGAAAUGGUUAAGGAGCUGAGAGAUGCUUGGGGAGGAGGAGAUUUGGUUAGAACUGUCGUCUAUAAAUGCUUUAUGAUCGCCGGAAAAGUUAAAGCGUAGUGGAAUGCUUUAUGCUUUAUAAGCUCGGAUUUAAGAUGAUUUUUGCCAAAAUAAUAAUAAUAAUAAUGAUACAAAUGGAAGAAUAAUCAAGAAAGUGACACUGAUUUUUUUUUUUUUUUUAAAGUUUAAGUUGAAUUGUUGUAAUAGUUGAACAAUGCUAAUGUUAAUUUUUUUUUUAGAAAGAAAGUAUUCUAUUUAACUUCAA
Molecule: messenger RNA, 1428 nt
Organism: Benincasa hispida (wax gourd)
Lineage: Eukaryota; Viridiplantae; Streptophyta; Magnoliopsida; Cucurbitales; Cucurbitaceae
Molecular function (GO): S-adenosylmethionine-dependent methyltransferase activity
Source: RefSeq, a predicted model, not a curated record